This is a messenger RNA of Magallana angulata, 3351 nucleotides long. RefSeq names its product transmembrane protein 59-like. The record is from RefSeq and is a predicted model, not a curated record. The coding region runs from base 19 to 972 and encodes 317 amino acids. The transcript has 6 exons. NCBI's taxonomy places the organism in Eukaryota, Metazoa, Mollusca, Bivalvia, Ostreida, Ostreidae.
CACCGUCAGCCAGCCAAAAUGGCGACAGUGAUUAACUCUGUCUUUGCUAUUUUGUUGUUGUUUAUUGCGUUUUGCUCGGCUGACAGUAUAUUUAGUCGAGUCCUUGAUGAUAUCUCAUCGUGUUCAAAGUCAUGUGCUAAUACAUACAGUCCCCACACAUUUGAAAAGAGUUAUUUAAUGGAUCCAUGCAAACGAGGAUGUCGUUUUUACUCUAUAAUGGAAUUAGUAUAUUGUAACCAUAACAAUCAGAAUCUCACUCAGCAAGGGUGCAUUGCAUCAUGUGAAGAGGCCUACAAUAAGAGUGAGGAACUGGAUGCAUGCACAUUAGGCUGUAAAAGUCAGGUUCCUCAUGUUGUUGAAAAUCAAAGCCAGGAUGACUUCAUGGAUAUGAUGUAUCCCUUGAUGUAUGUUCACAGUGUAUAUUCUAGCAUGUUAGAUAGGAUGUAUUCCGGUAUGUCUGCCAGCUGGUCUGUAUAUGCCAACAACCAGAGGAUCAUUAUUGUUAAGUCCCAGCCACAGUUCUUUGCUCAGAUUGACAGUACAGAUACUGAUGAUGAGUACAACACCGCUAAUUACUUUGAAACCAACCUGGACUCAGUAGACGGAUCAGCAACACCAGUGCUGAAAAAUUCCCAGAUUUUAGGGUUUGGGGAUUCCAUGGAAAUGUCUCAGAGCCAGGAUGAGAGAAACUCCAGUGAUUGGUUGUCUUGUGUGUCCAAAAAGACAGGAAUGCCCCGUCUAAUUCUUAGCUUAAUUUUGUUAUCUUGUGCUGUAAUGAUGAUUUGGCUGUGUUUGACAGCAGCAGUUACUUCCCCUGACCACAGGAUUAAACAAGAGUCUAAGAAGCUAAGCAUAAAUGGUGAUUUAGAGUAUCUAAGAGAACAAGAGGCUAUGGGAGUAAGACUUCUAUUUCCACAGGAAAAGCUGGAUGCAGACCCACUCCCAAUCAAGAUUAAAGUUCAGAGACUGUAAAUAAAACCAAGAACUUUUCAGACUUCAUUUUAUAAAAAUUUUGCUUGUACACCUUCUUUAAUCUUCAAAAUACAACAGACUGUGAUAAUUUAGUGAAAAAUUGAUCUACAUGUAGUUUAUAUGAAAUCCUUACUAGGCUACUAAUGUUGGUUUGGAUUAUAUGGCAUGUGUUUUAUGGGUAUAUUACAUUAAAAUGCAAAUAUUUUGGGAAGAUGCUGUACUAUGAAAUGUUAAAGAUCUCAUCUGGUUGGAAUGUGUCUGAGGUGAUAUUUUUCAUUUUCUUUCUUUUUUCUUUGAAUAUUUUCAAGUGCAGUUGGUAUUGCAAAGAAUACUGAUGUAACAGAAAACAACACAAAACCUGUUUUUUCUGUACUUCUCCACAUUGCAGGGUAAAUGUGUAGAAAGUGUACACUCUUAAUAGAGUGGAAUAAAAAAUCCUCAUAACAUGUAUUUAAAAUGUAUGUAUUGCAUUGAAUGAUGACUCUGAAGGGAGGCUUGUGUUUGUAGCAAAAUAAGACCGAAAAAAUUAUUUUUUGUUUCUCUGGCUCUAAUGAAUUUUAUUGCUUAAAUGAAAUGGGAGAUGACUCAAUUUUGAAAUUAAAAAGAAUAUUCACCCAUUUCAGAUCUUUUGAUAAAGAUAGGAAUAAAUUGCCUAUGUGCCAACUAUUAGAAAUUUUCUGUGAGAAACUAUGGAUUAUUUUUUUGGCCAAAGUGAUACUGGCAUUAGUAAUUAGCUAGCUUACAUUCCCUUAUAUUUUGUAAAAUGAAGUUUAAUAUAUAUUUUUGAAAACUCCGAAUUUUUCAACCCAAGCAAAUACAAACAAUUGAUCACAAAUUUUACUUUUAUAUCUGUUGUCUUGCACCUGUUCUAGAAUGUUUUUUUAUGAUAUAACUCUAAAAUAGUGACCAUGCUUGUUGGUGUUCUUUUUCUCAUUUUGUAAAGUGUUAUUGAAGUCGGCGCCUUCUGAAAAAUUGUUAAUUUAAGGGAUUCCAUCUUGCAUCAAAGGAGAUGUGCACAUCAUAUUUCAUUGAUAUAUCACUACAUGUAUGUAUAUUGUACCUGUAGAUUCAUAUAUCAGAUAUAUACAACAUGAUACUGUAUUGAUGUACAUAUUGAAAACAUCCUCUGGCCCAGUUUAGUGUUAAUUUAACAAGAAAGAGAGUGUGCAUUUACAUUUCUGGUCUGAUCCGUUCCCAAGUGUCAAUACCUGUGAUCAAUUGAUUCUUAGUGUAUGGUUCACAUUUCAACAUUUAAACAGCUGUUUAAAUACAUGCAUUAAUAUGUCACUAAAUAUUCAAUUCAACAUUUGAAAUGAUCUUCCCAUGGCAUUUCAAUCAUUAAAAUUUUUUCCUGUUCUGGUAUUGAAAAAAAUAUUAUGAAUGAAGAAAAAAAACUUUCUUAAAAUGCAUCUUAAAAAAUAACUUGUAAAUCAGUGAUAAAAUGUGAACCAUACACUGUGUGCUGAAAGGUACAUUGUUUAAUUCAUUGGUUCAUCUCUUAAACUAAAGUUUUGUGUAUUCCUGUGCACACAUUCACAUCUAUUUAUAUGACAUCAACUCUAUUACUGUGUUUUGCAACAUUUAAUCUGGGUCAGAUAUUUUUUUUAACUAUCAAAACUACAUGGUGUUUAAGGCGAAACACUCACAAGUUCUACCAUACGUGGGAAAAAACGGGCUAAAUAAAAUUAUAUGUGUAACGCAGGGAGAUCGACACUUGUAAAUUAUGUACAGUUUUGUGAAAUGGUGAAUGUUGAGAUGUGCUUGAAUAGCUUGCGGGUGAACUUCCCCGUAAUUUAUCCCAUUGAUGUGCAGUACAACUUGUUUUAAACUGAAAUGUACUUAGUCUUAAGUAAAAAAUUCACUUUUGAAAUAUGUGUACUGCAGCAGAUAUUAUGUGGAACCUAUGCUAUCAUUAGAGGGAAGUUUGCCAUUUUGUUUUCAGUUUCUCUUAGAAUAUUUUUUCUAUGCUUACAGUAAUGAUGGGCAGGGUGUGGUUUGUUUUAUGUUGAAAGGUAUCUUUUAUAUGUGGUUAUACUAUCAGGUACAUAUGUCAUUUGAAUAUUGGAUCAUUGUAAACAUAUGAUUUUUCUAUAGGGUUUAAUUUCUUAACUGUCAUAAUAUAAUAAUAAACAAACGUUUUUCACUGUGAAAUAUACCGGUAUGUACAUUAUUUAAUUCUAAAGAUUUUGUUUAUAAUAUCAAUGAUUUGAAGAUCAGACAUUGCUACUAAAAUAUUUAAUGUGUUUUAAAAUGAAAUAAAAACCCAACAUGUCCUAGUACUUCACCUUUUGGAUAAAUUAUCAAUAUUGAUUAGAUUUGUUUUAAUGAUGUAAUAUUUGUAAUACAUGUAUGUGGGUCUGCAAUAAAAAUUAUACUAGU